Molecule: messenger RNA, 4668 nt
Organism: Oreochromis niloticus (Nile tilapia)
Lineage: Eukaryota; Metazoa; Chordata; Actinopteri; Cichliformes; Cichlidae
Product: H-2 class I histocompatibility antigen, Q9 alpha chain
Exons: 7
Coding region: 73-1107 (344 amino acids)
Biological process (GO): immune response
Cellular component (GO): external side of plasma membrane
Source: RefSeq, a predicted model, not a curated record
CUCAGCUUUGGGUCUCCAUGCAGACCCACAUAGAUAAUAAAAUAUUAGCUGUUAGAUUAUCGAGAGGUCACCAUGAAACUGUUUAUUUUUCUGUUUCUCCUGGAAAUACACGGCACGAUGGGACCGACUCACUCUCUGAGAUAUUUCUACACUUCUUCCUCUGGAGUCUCAAACUUUCCAGAGUUUGUAGCUGUUGGUUUGGUUGAUGAUGUUCAGAUGAUUCACUAUGACAGCAACACACAGAAAGCAGAGUUUAAGCAGCAGUGGAUGGAGAAAGCUGCAGAAGAUGAUCCAGAGUACUCAGCACGCCAGACUAACAGGCUCAUGAACACCCAGCAGGUCUUUAAAGGCAACAUCGACACUUUGAAGCAACGAUUUAACCAAACUGGAGGUGUUCACAUUAACCAGCUGAUGUACGGCUGUGACUGGGAAGAUGAAACGGCUGAAGUUAACGGCUAUCAUCUGUAUGGCUAUGAUGGAGAAGACUUCAUAUCAUUUGACCUGCAGACAGAGACAUGGAUUGCUCCAAAACAACAGGCUGUAAUCACCAAACUCAAGUGGGACAGUGACAGAUCUCUUUCAGGUGAUCUGAAGAACUAUCACACCAAGCUUUGUCCUGAGUGGCUGAAGAAGUACGUGAACUAUGGGAGGAGCUCUCUGAUGAGGACAGAGCUUCCAUCAGUGUCUCUCCUCCAGAAGUCUUCCUCCUCUCCAGUCAGCUGCCACGCUACAGGUUUCUAUCCUGACAGAGCUGAGAUGGUCUGGAGGAAAGAUGGAGUGGAGCUUCAUGAAGGUGUGAACAAAGGAGAGAUCCUCACCAACCAUGAUGGGACCUUCCAGAUGAGUGUUGACCUGGAAGUUUCAUCAAUCAAAUCUGAAGAAUGGCACAGAUACAGAUGUGUGCUUCAGCUCUUUCGUGUGAACCAGGACAUCGUCACCAAACUGGGUAAAGCAGCGAUCAGGACCAAUGAGGGUAAGAUUGGAAAAAGAAGUUCUUCAGUCUUCCCUGCUGGUGUUGUUAUCCGGAUUAUGGGAAUACUGCUCCUGCUGACACUCUGCUUCUCUGGAAUCUUCAUCUGGAGGAGAAAAUAUAAAGAGCUGUACUGACAUGCAGCUUUAGAAAGAAUUGCUCAUCUCAGCUUUGCAUGAAGACAGCCUCUCCCAGAAUUCACCUGCUUUCUGCAUACAUGCUACGACUGCACAUUCACCUGAUGUAUAUAUUAUAUAUAAUGUUCUUCCUCUACCUUUCUGCUGCAACAAGAUGGAGAAACUGCAAAUAAUACAAAAAGUUAUUUGGUUUUAAUUUGAAAGUCAAAUGCAGUUUAGAUGAAGUGUUUGCACUGCGAACCUUUACUUUUACUGUAGUAGCUCUCAGACAAAGACUUUGAAAAAAAAUUAGUUUCUCCUCCUCAGUGAAGGUCAAAAAAUUCUUGUUUUUAAUUAGUAUUCAGUUGUAAACCCUCUCUCUCUCCCUCUCUCUCUCUCUCUCUCUCACACACACACACACACACACACACACACACACACACACACACACACACACACUGCAAAUGUCUGACCCUAUACUUAUUCCUGGAUUUUCCGGUAAAGAUUUUUCAGUAGCUCAUGUCAAUAUCUGUUGCCUUAAAUAUAAGAUUCAGGAAAUUCAGUCACUGUUGUCAACAAAUACGAUAAGUGUGCUGGCUAUUUCCGAGACACAUUUAGACGCUGCCUUUGAGAAUAAUGAAUUUGAAAUAAACGGUUAUAAGUUGUAUAGGAAAGACAGAAACAGAUUUGGAGGGGGCGUAGCCCUAUACAUUAAUGAUAAUAUGGCAAGCAAACUACGUAUGGACUUAAUGUUUGACGAUCUGGAAAUUGUGUGGGUUCAGUUACACCCGCUCUAUGGCAGGCCUGUAUUAGCAGGUUGCUGCUACAGACCCCCAAGUAGUAAUAUGUUGUAUGUAGAACGAAUCUGUGAAAUGCUGGAAAGAGUAACUGAGGAAAACAAAGACAUGUUCUUAUUAGGAGAUUUUAAUAUCAAUUGGUGAGCUCCUUCUUGUCCUUUAGGGAAAAAGAUAAGUUCAUCAGCGUCGGCUUGUUGCCUGUCUCAGAUGAUCACCAUUCCCACCCGGGUCACGGUCAAUGCAGGAGGUCAUAGGUCAUCAUCAUGUAUCGAUCAUAUAUAUACAAAUGUUCCUGAGCAUUGCUCUAAUAUUGUUUCUAUUCCAGUUGGUUAUAGUGACCAUAAUCUUGUAGGUUUGACUAAGAAAAUGAAACCACUGAAAACUGCACAAAAGAUUAUUUUUCAUAGAUCAUACAAAAAUUUCAAUGCAGAUAAGUAUAUUAAUGACGUAAAAGAAACAAACAUGCCCCUUUAAAAAGAUUUACUGUUAAAAAGAACUACGCACCUUGGUUAGAUAAUGAACUUAAGGCUGCAAUGUCAGAAAGGGAUAUAGCAAAAGCAAAAGCACAUAAGUCUGUCAGUCCACAAGAGUGGGCAAGAUAUCGCGAGAUAUGAAAUCAAGUAACUAAAUUGAAUAGGCGCAAGAAGAAAGAAUAUUAUCAACUUAAGCUCAAGGAGGCCAAUAAGGACAGCAAAAAGGUGUGGAAAGUUUUAAAUAAUAUAAUGGGUAGAGAUCUUGCUCCGGUGAUGUCUCACAUCUACACGGGUGGUACGUUUAUAAGUAAAGCUAAGGACAUAGCCAAUUAUUUUGUGAAUUAUUACAGCAAUAAAAUAAUAAAUUUAAAAUCUAAUAUGAGCAGAGGUGAUUCCACCUUAUCACGUCGUCUUAUACAGGAUGUUAUCAUGAAUAAUAAGCAAUGCCAAUUUAAAUUUGAGGCAGUGAAUGUGGAGAUGGUAGAGUGCUUAUUGAUAUCACUUCCUGACGAUACAUCCUCCGGCUCUGAUAACAUAGACAGUAAACUGCUCAAAGUUGCAGCCAAGUUUGUGUCCCUUCCUAUAUGUCACAUAUUUAAUAGAUCUUUGGCAUGCAGCUUAUUUCCAUUGCAGUGGAAAGAAUCGAAAAUAAUUCCCAUUCCUAAAAACAAGAAUGACGUUUUUAAUGGUGUCAAUAGCAGACCUAUUAGUCUACUCCCUGUUCUAAGUAAAAUUAUGGAGAGGAUUGCCUAUGAACAAAUUCAACAUUACCUAACAGAAAAUCAGUUACUCACUCAGUUUCAACAUGCUUACAAACCCGGUUAUUCCACCAGCUCAGCUCUCAUUCACAUGACAGAUAACUGGUAUAAAUAUCUAGAUAAUGGGGAUUUGGUCGGGGUGGUAUUUUUGGAUUUUAGUGCUGCAUUUGAUUUGAUAAAUCAUGAUCUUUUGAUAGAUAAACUAAAAUGUUAUGGAUUUUCACCAGCUGCUUUGUGCUGGAUGGAAAGUGAUUUGUCUGGAAGAAGGCAAAAGGUUUAUUAUAAUGGUUAUUUUUCGGAGGGCUGUGAAAUGAACUGUGGUCUACCCCAAGGCAGCUGCCUCGGUUCACUUCUCUAUUCAGUCUUCACGAAUGAUUUGCCGUACGUCCUGGAUAAAUCUCAUCUUGUAAUGUAUGCUGAUGAUUCCACCAUGUUUUAUUCAGCCAGUAGCUACCCUGAAUUGACAAGCGUAUUACAACAAGAUUUGCUGAACGUGUUUGAUUGGAUAAGUAAAAACAACAUGAUUUUAAACGUGUCUAAAUCCAAAUCCAUGUUAAUAGGAAGUAGAGUACGCUUAGUCAACAGCCCACAACUAAAUCUUUCCAUAGCUGGAUCGGUAUUAGAACAGGUCACCCAGAUUAAAUUACUUGGUGUUACCAUAAACCACCACCUUUCAUGGUCUCAGCACAUCAACUCUGUUAUUAAGAAAAUGGGACAGGGCAUAGCUAUAGCUAGGAAAUGCUCUUGUUAUAUUACUUCUUCAAUUAUGAAAGGUGUCAUUAAUGCACUAGUAUUAUCUCAUCUAGAGUACUGCUCAAUCAUUUGGUCAGCAGCUAAUAAGACAGACCUGAACAGACUUCAGUUAGUCCAAAAUAGGGCGGCCAGAUUAGUGUUCAGGUGUUCAUAUUAUACAAGUAUUGAUAAAAUGCACGAUAAACUUUCUUGGCUUUCUGUACAAGCUAAAUUAUACUAUAGCUUACUUGUAUUUUUAAAGAAAGCAAUACUGGUAAACACACCACACUUUUUUUAUGCUCAGUUGUAGUAUCCAGAUGAAAUACAUAAUCAUGCUACACGAUUCUCAACCACAAUUUAGUAACUCCUGGAGUUAAAAGUAACUUUUUGAAAAACUCUGUUAUAUUUAGAGCAUCUUUUUAGUGGAAUAAGUUGCCUUAUGCAAUUAGAGAAUUGGCUUCUAUUCAUAAUUUUAAAAAUCACCUAAAAGCCUAUUUAGGCAGUUUUUAAUUUAUUUGUAAAAAUUGUAAGAGGGUAAUGUCACUUGUAAUGGAAAUUGUGUAUUUUGUUUGAGUGUUUUUUUCUUUUAUAAUUUUUAAUAUUUACAUGUUUACAUUUUCAGAAUUGUAAAACCUUAUUGUGGAUGUAAGAGCCAAAUUAUGUGGACAUUUUGCAUCCAACUCAUUGUGUAACAUUUUAUUUUGGUAUUUGAUGGUUUGGGCCCCAGGAAGACUAGCAACCACUGUUCUGGAAGCUAAUGGGGUUCCUUAUAAAUAAACAAAUAAACACUGUGUCACUGAAAAAUUAAAGUAAUUAAACAAG